AUGGCGGCUAGCUUUACAACUUCAAGCCUGAAACAAUCUUCGCAUCCUUCGAAAGCCCCUCCCGCCGAGUACGACCCCGAGAUCAAGGAUAUUGCAAACUAUGUACACAACUACAAGAUUGAUUCGGAAGUAGCUUUGGACACUUCAAGAUAUAUUUUGUUGGACACAAUUGGCUGCGGUCUCGAAGCCCUCAGAUUCCCACAAUGUACUGCUGUGCUUGGCCCAAUAGUACCAGGUACGACUGUGCCUAAUGGAACAAAAGUACCGGGUACACCAUACCAGCUAGAUCCCGUCAAUGGUGCCUUCAAUAUUGGUGCAAUGAUCAGAUGGCUCGAUUACAAUGACUGUUGGCUUGCAGCUGAGUGGGGACAUCCAUCAGACAACUUGGGUGCAAUUCUGGCAGUCGCAGACUGGAUCUCGCGCACGAACAGAGCUGGUGGUAGCUUGGGCAACGGCAAGAUCCUGACCAUACGGGACGUUCUCGAGGCCAUGAUCAAAGCCCACGAAAUUCAGGGAUGCCUAGCCUUGGAAAAUUCCUACAAUAAGGUUGGUCUCGAUCAUGUUGUACUGGUUAAAGUCGCUUCGGCCGCUGUCGUGAGCAAGAUGCUUGGUCUCAACGAAAUGCAAACUCGAGAUGUGGUCACGCAAGCCUGGGUCGACGGUCAGUCCCUCCGCACCUACAGACACUCUCCAAACACCAUGUCUCGAAAGUCAUGGGCUGCGGGUGACGCUUGCCAACGCGCCGUCAACCUUGCCCUCAAGGUAAGCCAGGGACAGUCGGGUGUUCCUACCGUGCUCUCUGCUCCGACAUGGGGUUUCUACGACGUCCUCUUCAAGGGCAAGAAGUUUGAGUUCCAGCGUUCAUAUGGCAGCUAUGUUAUGGAGAACGUGCUUUUCAAGGUAUCGUAUCCAGCUGAGUUCCACUCACAAACCGCUAUUGAGGCUGCUCAAAAGAUCAACAAGACCCUCAAGGACAUGGGCAAGACUGCAGCAGACAUCAAGGAGGUCACCAACAGAACACACGAAGCCUGCAUCCGAAUCAUCGACAAGCAAUUCAAGCCCAUGGACAACUUCGCCGAUCGAGAUCAUUGCGUACAGUAUAUGGUUGCCAAUAUGUUGGUCUUCAAUCGUCUCGAGGCUACAGACUACCUUGACGAGAGUGAGGCAGCUCAAUCACCAUUGCUUGAGGAUCUCCGAAAGAAGAUCAAGUGCGUUGAAGACCCACAAUUUACAGCAGAUUAUCAUGAUCCUGAGAAGAGAACAAUCUCAAACGCUUUGACAGUCACACUGAACGACGGCACUGUUCUUGAUGAGGUCGUUGUCGAAGCACCUCUUGGUCACAGAUUGAGAAGAGAUGAGGCCAAGCCUGAGAUCCUGGCCAAGUACAAGAGACACUUGGGUCACCAUUUCCCGGAGUCACACAUCAAGGAACUGAUCGAGCUUGGUACCGACGCAAACAAGCUUGACUCGAUGGAAGUUGAUAAAUAUAUGGAUUUGUACGUUAAGGACAAGAUGGACUGGUAA
Molecule: messenger RNA, 1524 nt
Organism: Lithohypha guttulata
Lineage: Eukaryota; Fungi; Ascomycota; Eurotiomycetes; Chaetothyriales; Trichomeriaceae
Gene: PDH1
Product: ATP-binding cassette transporter CGR1
Exons: 1
Coding region: 1-1524 (507 amino acids)
Cellular component (GO): mitochondrion
Molecular function (GO): 2-methylcitrate dehydratase activity; 2 iron, 2 sulfur cluster binding
Source: RefSeq, a predicted model, not a curated record